ACUUCACUUCACAUACAUUACAUCUUAUUAAUGAAUUACGAGUUACAAUUACGCUAGCACUAAUCAAAUAUAUAUGUAUAUACAUAUACUAAAUGGAAUAUAUAUAUUCUUUGAUUUGACCGUAGUUGAUAUCUCAAUUCAAUUCUCUCACCCCAGUUUACAAAAUUGUACAAACGAAAAUUAAAAAAUGAAAUGAAAACUGGAUAUAUAUAUAGACGAUUGGAUUUGUAUGUAGUUUUUGGAGACAAUUCAAUAGUUUUUCCUCUAUCAUCAUUUAAUAAUAUUGUAAUACAGCAAAUUGUAUAUUUUUGACUACGAUUUAGUUUAAACAUGCCAUCGGGUUUAGUUUUGUAAUUAAGUAAGUAAAAUUGUAGACACAGAAAACAAAACGAAAAACAAACAAAAAACACGUUAUUAUAAUUUUUUAAGUUCUGUUGUAAUAUGCUGAAAACGCUUGAAAUUUAUAUUUAAAAGGCUUUAAUUAAGUUGUGAACCUUUUAAACACAUAUACAUAUACAUACAUAUUGAUAACAACCGAAAAACGCAUAUUACACUAUUAAUUGAAUAAUAUAUAUCUCCAUAAUUAUAAUUUCUGAAUCAACACCGAACAUUUUUCAAUAUAAAGUCAGUAAGCACAUUUGUGUACAUUUUCACAACAAUAUUCAAACAAAAACUGAUAUUGUUCAACAUUUCGAUUUACAUAAACGUUUUGAUGUACAAGAAAACAUUAAUUGUGCAAUUAUUUGCAAUAAAAAGUUUACAAAGCAAAAAUACAAAAUAUAAAUCGGUUUUCAACUGUCAUUUCAAUUUCCAGAAAUCUGGCAACACUGCGCUCAAAUUGUAAACAAGGAACAGCUGAUACGCUUAUUUCAUUUUAGUUGGCACACAUUUUUUAUAUAAUGUCGACGAAAACUGAAAAUGCUGAGACAAAAGAUGCAAACACUACAGAAAAAUUAGAAGAUACAUGGGCGAUCCGACCGUGUCACCUGUAUAAGGAUGAGCACGACGACUGCACCAGUUUUAAGGCACGUUUCCAUCAAUAUUUCAUACACGGCCGGGACACAGAUUGUUCACAAUGGCUGACGGACUUUAAAAAUUGCGAGCGCUAUGCGCAAUCGAAUGGCAACGACGUUGUCGCCGGCGCUGCUGUCAUCAAGAGCGAGGAGCAACGACGAUUGACACGAUUGCGGGCGCAUUACGCCAAUGAUACGUGGACAAAACGUAAACAGCCGCCAGAGGAUUGGGCCAAGCCGUUACCCGACUGGCUGCAGAAGCGCAAUGAGAACACAUACUUGGAGCUUAAGCAAAAGGAGCUGUUGGGCGAGACGACAGCAUCAACAGAGGAACAGCGUUCAUUCUGUGCUAUUAUGUAGCGUUAGCCAAUAAAGAUAUCAACAUACGAA
This is a messenger RNA of Drosophila nasuta, 1403 nucleotides long. Its product is annotated as UPF0545 protein C22orf39 homolog. The transcript is spliced from 2 exons. Lineage: Eukaryota; Metazoa; Arthropoda; Insecta; Diptera; Drosophilidae. The coding region runs from base 900 to 1373 and encodes 157 amino acids. The record is from RefSeq and is a predicted model, not a curated record.